This is a messenger RNA of Impatiens glandulifera, 1110 nucleotides long. Its product is annotated as histone-lysine N-methyltransferase 2B-like. The coding region runs from base 1 to 1110 and encodes 369 amino acids. NCBI's taxonomy places the organism in Eukaryota, Viridiplantae, Streptophyta, Magnoliopsida, Ericales, Balsaminaceae. The transcript has 5 exons. The record is from RefSeq and is a predicted model, not a curated record.
AUGGGUAGGCAGGCUAAAAGACGACAAGAAUUAAGCGAUAAUGAAAAUACUGAAUCAGACCCGGCUGAAGAAAUGUAUGAAAUUGCGGAUAGAAAGGCAAAAGUGGCUGCAAAGAAGAAAGCCCCAAUACCAAAACGUUCCAAAAUGGUAAUAUCUCCAAAACAACAUACACAACCAUCUAGACAUCCACCCAGACAACCCCAAGCCACAAAACCAUCACCGGCCAAAAAACCACCACCGGCCAAAAACCCACCACCGGCCACAAAACCACCACCGGCCACAAAACCACCACCGGCCAUAAAACCCUCAACAACUCAAAGAAAAAGAAAUCUACCAAAGAAAAGUCCUAGUCCAUCCAAAGAAGCUUCCACAUCAUUUCAACAUGGUUUGGAAUUUGUCUCUUCUGAAACUGUCCAGGUUGAAGCUAACGCAACAGAAUUGGAGUCAUUUGAGUGGGAUCCUACUAAAGAGGAGGAUGUGAAUAAACUAUUCAAAAAGAAGGCUAGUGCAAAGAUCAGAAAUUUUAUGACUAGGGCCAAAAAAAUUUUGAAGAAGCCCUCACACAUUACUUUAGAAGAUUGGACUGAGAUGAGGAAAAAUUUUGUUGAACCUAAGUAUUCACAAAAGUGCACGAAGAUACAAGAAUAUCGCAGGAAAUACACAGAGGACGGUGGUGCAACAUAUUGUGGAGGUUCUAUCCCGGCUAUUGAGCACCAAAGAAGAUUGGAAUCUAUGGAUAUGAAUGAGAAACAAUUAUAUAUGGAGCUAUGGAUGGAGGCAGCGGGGAAAUCCAAGAGUGGCCGUGUAUUUGGAAUAGGAUACAUGGGUAGGAAACAACUAUUUCAGAAUGGUCAGUUCAGUACACAACUAAGAUUGGAGGUAAAUACCCUCAAAGAAACGGUAAGUACUUUGCAAAUGCAAAAUUCAGAGAAAGAUAAAGAGAAUGCAAUUCAUAAAGAAGAAUAUACACAACAACAAGAGAGAAUUAAACUGUUAGAAUCCAGUCAAGUUGAAUUGGUUCAGGACAAAGUUCAUCUUCAAAAUGAAGUUUGUCUAUUGGAAGUAUAUUUGGCAAUGGAUGGGGUGACCAAUGGAUGGGGUCCAACAUAA